AUCACAAAGAAAUAUUUUACAAACAAAAUAAAUUCAAUUUGCUAGUGUCUGAACAUUUGGCGGAAAUAAUAUCCAAUCUGAACUUUUGUAACAAAAAGGGGCGGAGUUAGAUAUUCAUCCGCGGCCAUGUGCUAGAGCAAAUCACUGUUCCAAGAAACUUAUAGGUUUCUUGUUUUAAUUCACUUCCUUGUUUUUAAGUUGACCGGCGCGCUACAUAAACAAUUCGCUGAAAGUUGAUAAGUAUUGGCUCUUGUCCAUAUACUUGAAGGACUUCCUGAUUUGAACCGAUAAACAAGAAUAAAUCAAAAACAAUUGAAUCAGUGCAUACCGACGAUCAUAAGUUUCUCUAAAAGAUAUAGAAUCGUCUAAUUUAGACCUUUUAACAUAUAGAUAGAUAGGUACCAACUGCUAUAGAGUUAUAUAGCUCUGAUAGAAAAAAUAUGUAUUCUCUCAAGAAAACACUUUACCAGUUAGUAGUUGAGUCGGCAGAGAAGUUUCCAUCAAGGGACGCCAUCGUCUGCAUCGAGGAUAAUGUCAGAGUAACAUUUUCUGAGCUUAAACAAAAGGUUGAUAGUUUUGCCGGCGGUCUUGCCGAAAGUGGUGUUUCCUCGGGUGAUAAUUUCGUUAUCUGGGGACCUAACUGCUUGGAAUGGAUAGUCGCACAAUAUGCCGUGAGCAAAGUGGGGGCAAUCUUCACUGGCCUCAACCCAACGUAUUCUCCCGUAGAGGCAGCGCAAAUAUUGAAUCAGAUCAAGUGUAAUACAAUUUUAUGCUUAUCCGUUGGGGAGAAAAGUACGUAUGGUAUUCUACGGGCGAUAUGCCCCGAUAUCAUGGAGCAAGAAUCCGGGAAGAUUCAAUGCAAGGCGAUACCGACACUUCGGAGGGUAAUUGUGGAUUCGGCGGAAGCUAAACCAGGCACAGUUAGGAUGGAAGAACUUAUGUCUACAGAACAGACAACCAGUAUUCAAACAGAUGAUCUGAAUCCGGAUGACAUAGCAACGCUACAACUGACUUCGGGCACGACUGGACAACCGAAAAGUGUCUCGCUCACUCACAGCCAAAUCAUUAGCAGCGCCUAUAUGUCGGGAACAGUAUUCGGUAGUGACAAACAGACUCAUAAACUCUGUAUGCCCGGACCCUUGUUCCGCUGUGGCAUCAUGGUGGGUGCCAGUGUGACGAUGGCGCUGUUUGGGACAACCUUAGUGUUACCCUCAAGGAUGCCAAAUCCUAUGACAAUGCUGAAAGCAGUCCAGGAUGAAAAAUGCACUGUAGUGUCCGGGAAUCCACCUAUGAUAGCUGCAAUUUUGAAACAUCCGCAAUUUUCCACUUUUGACUUGAGUUCAUUGGAAAUAAUUUUGAUAGGCGGUGCGAAAUUGUCAGCAUGGAUGCUCGGACAAGUGAAGGAGAAAAUUAAUCCAAAAUAUAUAUUCAGAGCUGUCCUAAUGACGGAAGCAUCGGGAAUGUGCAUACAUAGCACGAAACAGGACACAUUCGAACAGAUAAGAGAUACCGACGGGAAGCCCAUUCCAGGAUUAGAGGCGAAGAUUGUUGGCGUUCACGGCGAAUCUGUGGAGUAUGAAUGUAUAGGUGAGCUCUUCUUAAGAGGACCGAAUAUCAUGAAAGAGUACUUCAACAACCAACAGAAAUCAAAUGAUGCUUUAGAGGACGGUUGGUUGAAAACAGGCGAUUUGGCAUCCAUGACAGAAGAUGGCUUCGUUACAAUAGUGGACAGAAAGAAUGACAUUAUCUCUCGAAAUGGAAAUGUUGUUUACCCAUCAACGAUAGAGGCAGCAAUAAGAACGUCUAAAGCUAUCGCUGAUGUGCAGGUUGUUGGUGUCCCUGGUCAAAAUGGUGAAGAGAUAUGUGCGUUUGUCAAAUGCAAUCCUGGUGCAGAGACAGUAUCCAUUGAAGAUAUAGGGAAGAUCUGUCAAGAGUCGAGAGUAGAUAGCCCUACCCAGUUUAUGAUUGUUGACGAAUUCCCAAGAACUCCAACAAAAAAGGUGCAGAAAUACAAACUUCGUGAGCUGUUUCUCCAACAGAAUCGGCAGAACUAAAAUGGACAUUAGCAAUAAAAAGUGCUAAGAGAACAUUCCAAGUUUCUUAACUUCAUAUUCUCCUUGGGUUCUCCAAGGUCUUACUGCCAAGGUGGUAUUGUGUAAUGAAUGGUGAUCAGAGGAUUAGACAAAGAUAAUUAACACUUCAAGGAUUAAUUGAAAAAGUAAUGCAUUUAUUCUUUGACCAUGUCAUACAUUUUGAUAACAAAAUUCUGCCAUAAUAUCCUUUAUUCCUCAAAAUUACACUAUCAGAAUGGAAUCUACACAAUGCUGUAACUGCACCGUCUACACUAUGUUGGUAUUAACAGUGCUUUUGCGAUCUUCUGAACACAAUGGAUUUUGUCCAUUUAGAAAUCUCGGAAUAUAUUUUAUAUAUGUGACCCCAAUACUGUAUAUAAAAUCCUAUACACGUGAAAAAUAUUUUUGAUACUUGAAAACUGGACAUUAAGUUUUCCCAUGGUAUAUUUUCAUACAGACUUCUUUCGCUCUAUUGUGAAAUAUGAAAGUUCAAUGAAUACGCGUCCAUACACUGUGCAUUUUUUGUUUUAACCAUUUUAUAGCUCUCUUGUGUUCAGUUUAGAAAGAUAAGGAACAUUUUCAGUGAAUUCUGUUUUGAAUUUGUUCACGAUAUAUUUUAAUAUCUUUAAUUUAUUGUUAUACAAUAUUGUGUAUGAAUAUUUAAACAGUUUAAAAAAACUAAAUAAAUCUUAGCAUACUUUUAUAAAUAAUAAA
Molecule: messenger RNA, 2786 nt
Organism: Owenia fusiformis
Lineage: Eukaryota; Metazoa; Annelida; Polychaeta; Sabellida; Oweniidae
Source: the annotation of a GenBank genome assembly